Solea solea (common sole) is the source of this 2130-nucleotide messenger RNA. Its product is annotated as zinc finger protein 239-like. The transcript is spliced from 2 exons. Gene Ontology annotation, molecular function: DNA-binding transcription factor activity, RNA polymerase II-specific; RNA polymerase II cis-regulatory region sequence-specific DNA binding. Lineage: Eukaryota; Metazoa; Chordata; Actinopteri; Pleuronectiformes; Soleidae. Gene Ontology annotation, cellular component: nucleus. The coding region runs from base 38 to 1216 and encodes 392 amino acids. The record is from RefSeq and is a predicted model, not a curated record. Gene Ontology annotation, biological process: regulation of transcription by RNA polymerase II; central nervous system development.
AGAGGCGGAAACAAUCCAGGAGGAGCAGAGAGAAGACAUGAGGGACCAAGACCAGGACCAGGUCCAGGUUCAGGUCCAGACCCUGGUCAAAGAGGAGAUUCACGAUGAGCCGGUGUUCAACAACCAUACUGGGAUCAAGGAGGAAGAGCAGGAUCCGGAUUUUAACGUCCAGACCGAGAUCAAGGACGAGAACGAAGACCCGGACUUUAGCGACGAGUUGGUGAUCAAAGAGGAGAGCCGUGAGGACCCGGGUUUUCUCAUCCAGACCGGGAACCAGGACGAGAACCAAGACCCAGACUUCAACGAGCAGUUCGUGAUCAAAGACGAGAACCAGGAGGACACGGAUUUUAACGCCCAGGACCACUUCAACAUUGUGAUCAAGGAGGAGGAGGAACACCAGGAGCCGGAUUUCACCGAGCAGGGAUGGAGCCAGGAGCAAAGCCAGGACCAGGAUCAGGGGCAGCAGAGCCCCGAACCCGCGGGUCCCGCCGGUCCUCAGAAACGGAGAUACACAAAGGCACAUCGGAGCCCAGACGCGACUCCGAAGAGGUUCCGCUGUGACCAGUGUGGGAACACGUUUUCCACUGCAUCCAACCUGAAACUGCACAACCGCAUCCACACUGGAGAGAAACCCUACAGCUGCGACCAGUGCGGGAAGAAGUUCCGGGACACGUUCCGAUUGAAGACGCACCAGCGCAUCCACACCGGAGAGAAACCGUUCGGCUGCGACCACUGCGGCGCGACGUUCAGACGCUCGUGCUCGCUGCAGAUCCACCAGCGCGUCCACACCGGAGAGAAACCGUACAGCUGCGAAGAGUGCGGCAAACUGUUCACGGACUCGUUCAGGCUGAAGACGCACCGGCGCAUUCACACCGGGGAGCGACCGUACAGCUGCGAGCAGUGCGGCUCCGCCUUCAGCCGCUCCUGUUACCUGCAGGUCCACCAGCGCAUCCACACGGGGGAGAAACCGUACAACUGCGAGCACUGCGGGAAAGCCUUCUCCACCUCCAGCAAGCUGACCGUGCACCACCGCAUCCACACCGGAGAGAGACCGUACAGCUGCGAGCAGUGCGGGAAAGCGUUCGCGAUCCCCAGCAGCUUGAAGAGCCACCAGCGCAUUCACACCGGGGAGAAGCCGUACGUGUGCGGCCAGUGCGGCAAAGGUUUCAGCAGGUCAAGUGUCCUAAAGGUCCAUCAGCGUCUCCACAACAUGUAGGACAAACCAUCGGCACAGCUGAGGUCAUGUGACUGUAAAACAGAAGGACAGAUUUGAAACCAGGAACUUCUGUUCCCUCCCCUGUUCCCUGUUCAAGUCACGUAGUCAGCGCUGACUCCACGGUGAGCGCCCCCUGUGGCUUGAUCCAGCCAAAGAAACAUGCUGAAUAUAAACUGACUCUCCCACACCAAACCCCAUAGAGAAAUACAGUGAUUUUAGCUCACGGUUGAUGCAGGCGCUGCUGGUCUACUGCUGCCUCGUGUGGUCAGUUUGUGUCACUGAGGUCAAUCUGAACAAAGAAUAUCAAAUUAAGCAAACUAUUUUAACAAAAUAAGACAUAUGAACUUACCGAUGGAGGCAGCAGUGGAUCGACAACUCCUGUGUGCUGUGGCGUUAAAAUCACUGUUUUUUCUAUAUGGACUUUGGUGUGGGAGAGUGACUGGUUUACAAACUUCAGCUUCCUGUUGGAAAAGGGAGAUAAAAACGUGAACAUUUUCUUAGCCUAGUUCCACCAGCAGGGGGCGCUCACAGCACAGUAGCUCAUGUUACCGAACUUGAGGAAAACCUGAACUAUUUCUUGAUUUGUCACCUGAACGCCUCCGUACAGUUAUCUGACCACUGUAAAUCUACGUGUGUGGCUCUAUGGUGGACAAACACACUAAUUUUUCAGACGUCAGUUUGAAUAACUUUAUUUGUGCAGGUGUAGGGAUACAGAAGCAGAGAGACAGGAAAUGGAUAAAACCAUGUGACCUGGUUUUUGAGAGCACAGGUGUUCUCAGAGGUAGGUGAUCGGGUGAUCGAUUGGUCACUGUCUUAUUAGUAUUAUUGUUUAUCGAUAUUAUUGAUUAUUGCUUCAUGUUUCCAUUGACCGAUGAAUGUCAUUGAUAAUAAUGAUAAUAAAUAUUAAUAUUAUA